Molecule: messenger RNA, 10444 nt
Organism: Ictidomys tridecemlineatus (thirteen-lined ground squirrel)
Lineage: Eukaryota; Metazoa; Chordata; Mammalia; Rodentia; Sciuridae
Source: RefSeq, a predicted model, not a curated record
GUUUGUCAAGAGAAUUUUCUAUCCAAACUAUCAUUUAUGGAUUAUUGGGAGUCUUAGCUUUUAUUUAUCUAGUAUUGCUCCCAGUAUCUGGAGGUAAGAAACAGAGUGUUCUUGUAGUGAGCUUCUGCAAUGGCCAGCCACUAAAAUAAGCAUGUUUACUAAACUGUCAAUUUAAUUGUCUUUAUAUUUUUCCAAUUCAGCCCAGAAAACCGCGGAAGUAAAGUUCAUCGAUGUAAUUCUGGGCGUGGUGGAUCAGAUGAGUGGAGUGACAAACUAUUUUGCCCCCUCAACGGUUUUAUCUAUAGUUGUGCCGCGCAACCGCAAUGAUUCCUACUUUUACUGUGGAAAUGCUGUUACUAUCUUCCCUUUAUCAUAACCUGUUUACAAACUCUAAAGGCAAUUUCAAUCCUAAACCUGUGCGUUUCUUUUCCUCUGCAAAGAACGACUGGCGGGUCCCAUGCAAUCAUUUAAACGAGGCGCUGCGGUUUCAUUGGCCAGAAGCUGCUGCUCAUUGAUUGGCUCCCUGGUGUUGUGGGCGGAGCGCGGAGGUGCCCAUUGGCGGAGGCGAAAAAUUUAAACGGAGGCAAAAGGCAGGUCUAGUUUUGCUCCGUGACUUGAGUUUGCGAGUUUGUGGGGUUGGUACCCUUUUUAUUUCUAGGGUGUCGGCUUCUGGAAAGCAAAGCGGGGUAAAUUCGCUCCGACCAUUUCCACGGCCGCGCGGUGAAGCGGUCAGCGUCGGUCGGAGGUCCCUGCUCCGGAGCAGCCUGGUAGAGGGUAGGGAAGGAGGCCGGGUCGGGGUCUGAGGCUGCCAUGGCGAACCGGCGAGUGGGGCGAACCUGCUGGGAGCUGAGCCCUACGGAACGCCGGCCGCCGGCGGGGCGGCGGGAACCAGCGGCCCAGGAGGAGGCGGCUUCCCCGCCGACGCUGUCUCUCAGCCACUUCUGCAGGUCCCCUUUCCUCUGCUUCGGAGAUGUCCGCCUGGGCGCCUCGCGGACGCUGCCCCUGGUCCUGCACAACCCUAACGAGGAGGUGGCUGAGGUGGAGAUCUCGCACUUCCCGGCCGCGGACCUGGGCUUCAGCGUGUCUCAGCGUUGUUUCGUGUUGCAGCCUAAAGAAAAACUAGUUAUUUCUGUUAACUGGACACCAUUGAAAGAAGGCCGAAUAAGAGAGAUUGUGACAUUUCUUGUAAAUGAUGUUCUGAAACACCAAGCCAUAUUGCUAGGAAAUGCAGAAGAGCAGAAAAAGAAAAAGAGGAGUCUUUGGAAUACCAUUAAUAAAAAGAAAAAUUCAGCCUCUUCAAGUUAUAACAAAAAGAUUUCAAAUGAUCAAAAUGUUAACAAAACAUUUUGUGUUUCUCAAAAAGUUGACAGGAUUAGGAGCCCACUACAGGCAUGUGAAAAUCUGGCUAUUAAUGAAGCCUGUUCUCCAACAGAAAAUAGUUCUUUAACCCUUGAAGAACAUAAAAUACCUAUAUCACCUAUUAGCCCUGCUUUCCAAGAAUGUCAUGGUGAAAUUUGCUUGCCACUUUCUGUACGUCGGUCUACUACCUACUCAUCUCUUCUUGCAUGUGAAAAUGAGGAACAGUUAAAAGUAGAAGAUGCCACCAUUUCAAAAGAUUUUAAUUUUAAUGAGGAAGUCAUAACUAAAACUUCCUUUCAAAGUGAGGAGAAUAGUAAACUUAUUCUGACCCCAAACUGUUCUUCAACUUUGAACAUUAUGCAAAGUCAAGCAAAUUUUCUAAGUCCAGAUUCUUUUGUAAAUAAUAGUCAUACAGCUAAUAAUGAAGUAGGGUUAACGUCAUUUCUUUCACCAGAUACACUUAAAAAAGAUAAUUCAGAGUCUGUGAAUUUGGAAUCCAAAAGUAUACAUGAAAUUUACAGAACAAUUUUAAGUCCAGAUUCUUUUGUAAAUGAUAAUUAUGGAGCAAAUCAGGAUCUAGAGUCAGAUUCAGUUAAUCCUGUUUUAUCCCCAAAUCAAUUUGUAAAAGAUAACAUGGCACAUAUAUAUACCUCUCAGCAAACAUGUAAAAUAUUAUCAUUAUCAAAUGAAAAUUCUCAGAUUGCCAGGUCUCCUCAGCAGUGGAGAAAAAAUGAAGUUUUGCCAUGUAGUCCUGAAUAUCAGGGUUCAAAAACACCCAAGCCUAAUUUUGAAGAACUAAAUCCUAUAGAAGUGAAGUCAAGUUACUACAAUUUUAGAAAACAAAUUCACCCUAAAUUUUCUGCAAUUCAGGAUGUUUCUCGUUAUAGCCAUAAUAAGCAACAUAAGAGACGCCCCAUACUUUCUAACACAGUUAUUAAAAGGAAGACCACCAUUGCCAGAGAAAAUCAAGCUGAGAUUAAUAAACCAAAAGCAAAAAGAUGCCUCAACAGUAGAGUAGGUGAAUGUGAAAAAGUAAUAGAUCACCCCAAAGAAACAGAAGCUUUACAUUCUCAUCUUCCAAUUAUCGAUUCAGUAUUAAGUAAACCUAAGUGUUAUAAAAGUGAAGUAACUAAUUCAACGACAGCUUUAGUUGCUUGUAAAAGAAAAAGUGAUGGAAACAUGGAAGAUACAAAUGUGAAGGUUGCUAUUAUAGAACAUAUGGAUAUACCCCAAAUCAAAAGAAUCCACUUUUCUCCCUUGGAAUCGAAAACAUCAACUGUUAAAAAAAUAAAGAUGACAACACCAAUCUCAAAACGUACUAGCAACAGAGAGAAAUUAAGCCUUAAGAAGAAAACUGAUUCAAUGGCAUUCAAAACGCCUAUUUCUAAAACAAACAAAAGGAUAAAACCCAUUGUUGCUGUGGCACAGUCUAAUUUAACCUUCAUAAAACCAUUAAAAGCAGAUAUUCCUAGACACCCAAUGCCAUUUGCUGCAAAAAACAUGUUUUAUGAUGAGCGCUGGAAGGAAAAACAGGAACAAGGAUUCACUUGGUGGCUAAAUUUUAUAUUAACUCCGGAUGACUUCACUGUAAAAACAAGUAUUUCUGAAGUAAAUGCUGCUACUCUUCUUUUGGGAGCGGAGAGUCAACAUAAAAUAAGUGUUCCUAGAGUGCCUACAAAAGAUGAAAUGUCUCUCAGAGCUUAUACUGCACGGUGCAGGUUGAAUAGAUUACGCCGCACAGCAUGCUGUUUAUUUACAUCUGAAAAAAUGGUUAAAGCUAUUAAAAAGCUUGAAAUUGAAAUUGAAAAUAGGCGGUUAAUUGUUCGAAAAGAUAGACACCUCUGGAAAGAUAUUGGAGAACGUCAGAAAGUCUUGAACUGGCUAUUAUCCUAUAAUCCUUUGUGGCUUCGAAUUGGCCUAGAGACAAUUUAUGGUGAACUCAUAUCUUUGGAAGACAAUAGUGAUGUCACAGGGUUGGCUAUGUUUAUUCUGAAUCGCUUGCUUUGGAAUCCUGAUAUAGCAGCUGAAUAUAGACACCCUACUGUUCCUCAUUUAUACAGAGAUGGUCAUGAAGAAGCUUUGUCCAAGUUCACAUUGAAAAAGUUAUUGUUGUUGGUCUGUUUCCUUGAUCAUGCUAAGCUUUCCAGACUUAUUGAUCAUGAUCCUUGUCUCUUCUGUAAAGAUGCCGAAUUCAAGGCUAGUAAAGAAAUCCUUCUGGCUUUUUCACGAGAUUUCCUAAGUGGUGAAGGUGAUCUCUCCCGUCACCUUGGCUUUUUGGGAUUGCCUGUUAGCCAUGUUCAGACACCAUUUGAUGAAUUUGAUUUUUCUGUUACAAAUCUUGCUGUAGAUUUGCAGUGUGGAGUGCGUCUUGUGCGAACUAUGGAACUUCUCACACACAACUGGAAUCUUUCAAAGAAACUCAGGAUUCCUGCAAUAAGUCGUCUUCAAAAAAUGCACAAUGUUGACAUUGUUCUUCAAAUUCUUAAAUCACGAGGAAUUCAAUUAAGUGAUGAACAUGGAAAUUCAAUCCUAUCUAAGGAUAUUGUGGAUAGGCACAGAGAAAAGACUCUUGCAUUGCUUUGGAAAAUUGUAUUUGCUUUUCAGGUGGAUAUUUCCCUUAAUUUAGAGCAAUUAAAGGAAGAAAUUCACUUUCUAAAAUACACACACAGUAUAAAGAAAUCAUUGUCUGCAGUGUCGUGCCGCUCUGAUGCUAUUAUUAAUAAGAAAAAAGACAAAAGAAAUAGUGGUUUCUUUGAACAGUAUAGUGAAAAUGUGAAAUUAUUGAUGGACUGGGUAAAUGCAGUUUGUGCCUUCUAUAAUAAGAAGGUAGAGAAUUUUACAGUGUCUUUCUCAGAUGGCCGUGUGUUAUGUUACCUUAUCCAUCACUACCAUCCUUGCUAUGUGCCUUUUGAUGCUAUUUGUCAGCGUACUACUCAAACUGUGGAAUGCACACAAACUGGUUCAGUGGUAUUAAAUUCUUCCUCUGAAUCCGAUGACAGUACUCUGGACAUAUCUCUUAAAUCAUUUGAUCCUGAAAAUACUUCAGAACUCCACAAAGAACUUCUGGAAAAUGAAAAGAAAAAUUUUUAUUUGGUCAGGUCUGCAGUUAGAGACCUUGGUGGAAUACCUGCUAUGAUUCAUCAUUCAGAUAUGUCAAAUACAAUUCCAGAUGAAAAGGUGGUUAUUACCUAUUUGUCAUUUCUUUGUGCAAGGCUUUUAGAUCUUCGUAAAGAAAUAAGAGCUGCUCGACUUAUACAGACAGCAUGGAGAAAAUAUAAAAUAAAAACAGAACUAAAGCUCUAUAAGGAGAGAGACAAAGCUGCAAGAAUUAUUCAGUCAGCUGUAAUAAAUUUUCUAACCAAACAACGAGUGAAAAGAAAGAUUAAUGCAACACUGGUCAUUCAGAAAUAUUGGAGAAGAGUCUUAGCACAAAGAAAAUUAUUAAUGUUAAAAAAGGAAAAACUGGAAAAUGUACAGAAUAAAGCAGCAACGGUCAUUCAGGGGUAUUGGAGAAGAUAUUCCACUAGAAAAAGAUUUCUGAAAUUGAAAUAUUAUUCAGUCAUCCUGCAAUCUAGAAUAAGAAUGAUAAUUGCUGUUAAAUCUUAUAAACGAUAUCUUUGGGCCACAAUUAUAAUUCAAAGGCAUUGGCGUGCUAGUUUAAGAAGAAAACAAGAUCAACAAAGAUAUAAAAGGUUAAAAUCAUCAUGCCUUAUAAUCCAAUCUAUGUUCAGAAGAUGGAAGCAACGUAAAAUGCAAUUACAAAUAAAAGCUGCAGUAAUAUUGCAAAGAGCUUUUAGAGAAUGGCAUUCUAGGAGAAAAGCUAAAGAAAAGUCUGCUAUUGUCAUACAAUCAUGGUAUAGAAGGCACAGAGAAUUACAGAAAUAUAUUUAUAUUAGAUCUUGUAUUGUUAUUAUUCAGAGAAGAUUUCGGUGCUUUCAAGCCCAAAAGUUAUAUAAAAGAAAGAAAGAAUCUGUACUGACUAUCCAGAAGUACUACAAAGCAUAUCUUAAAGGAAAGAUUGAGCGCACCAACUACUUACAGAAACGAGCUGCAGCCAUUCAACUACAGGCAGCUUUCAGGAGAAUGAAGGCUCGGAAUUUAUACAGACAAAUUAGAGCUGCUUAUGUUUUGCAAUCAUAUUGGAGAAUGCGACAGGACAAAUUUAGAUUUUUAAACCUUAAGAAGAUUGUUAUCAGAUUGCAGGCACACAUAAGAAAACAUCAGCAAUUACGAAAAUAUAAGAGGAUGAAGAAAGCAGCCAUUAUAAUUCAGACUCAUUUCCGAGCUUACAUUUCAGCCAGGAAAGUUCUAGCAACUUAUCAGAGAACACGUUCUGCUGUCAUUGUUCUACAGUCUGCAUAUAGAGGGAUGCAAGCCAGGAAAACAUUUAUUCAUAUCUUAACAUCUAUUAUAAAGAUUCAGUCAUAUUAUCGUGCUUAUAUUUCCAGAAAGAAAUUUGUGAGUCUAAAAAAUGCUACAAUAAAGUUGCAGUCAGUUGUCAAGAUGAAACAAGCACGUAAACAAUAUUUACUUCUAAGAGAAGCUGUACUAUUAAUCCAGCAAUGGUACCGUACACAAAAAAUGGCUGCACGAAAGAGAGAAGAAUAUGUGCAGAUACGUGAAUCUUGUAUCAAAUUGCAAGCUUUUGUUAGAGGAUACCUGGUCAGAAAGCAGAUAAGAUUGCAAAGAAAAGCUGCCGUUUCGCUGCAAUCUUAUUUCAGAAUGAGAAGGAUACGGCAGCACUACCUGAAAACUUAUAAAGCAGUUGUUGUCAUUCAGAAUUACUAUCGUGCAUACAAAGUACAAGUCAAUCAGAGGAAGAACUUCUUGCAAGUCAAAAGAGCAGCUACUUGUUUGCAAGCAGUCUACAGAGGUUACAAAGUUCGCCGACUAUUGAAACAACAAUCUCUAGCGGCUCUUAAAAUUCAAACUGCUUUUAGAGGCUACAGUAAAAGAAUAAAAUAUCAAUCUGUUCUUUGGUCGGUAAUGAAAAUUCAGAGAUGGUACAGGGCACACAAAUCUGCUUAUGAUAUAAGAACACAUUUUUUAAAGAAAAGAGCAGCUGUGAUUUCUCUUCAGUCUGCUUAUCGAGGCUGGAAAGUCCGGCAGCAGAUCAGAAGGGAACAUCAAGCUGCAAUCAAGAUUCAGUCUACUUUUAGAAUGAACAAGGCCCAGAAGCAAUUCAGAUUGUUAAAAUCAGCAGCGUUAAUCAUCCAGCAACAUCUAAGAGCAUGGACUAUAGGAAAGAAACAACGUAUGGAGUAUGUUGAACUCCAUCAUGCAGUACUGGUGCUUCAGUCUGCAUGGAAAGGAAGAACCCUGAGAAGACAAAUUCAAAGGAAGCACAAAUGUGCGGCAAUCAUACAGUCAUACUAUAGAAUGCAUGUGCAACAAAAGAGGUGGAGACUCAUGAGAAAAGCUGCUCUUUUGAUUCAAAUGUAUUAUAGAGCUUACAGAAUUGGGAGAGAACAACAUCGUUUGUAUUUGAAAACAAAAAUGGCUGUGCUAGUUUUACAGUCAGCUUACCGUGGUAUGAAAGUGAGAAAAAGAAUAAAGAAAUUCAGCAAAGCAGCAAUCACUAUACAAUCUAAAUAUAGAGCUUACAGAGCCCAAAAGAAAUAUGCAAUCUACAGAGCUUCAGCUAUCAUAAUUCAGAGGUGGUAUCGAGAUAUCAAAAUUACAAACCAUCAACAAAAGGAGUAUCUUAAUUUAAAGAAGACAGCAAUUAAAAUCCAAGCUGUUUAUAGAGGUAUUAGAGUAAGAAGACAUAUUCAACACAUGCACAUUGCAGCCACUUUAAUUAAAGCCAUGUUUAAAAUGUAUCAGUCAAGAGUAAGAUACCAUGCAAUGAGAAGAGCAGCUGUUGCAAUUCAAGUAAGAUACAGAGCAUAUUGUCAAGGUAAAAUUCAGCGUGAAAAGUACCUGGCAACUUUAAAGGCUGUUAAUACUCUUCAGGCAAGUUUUAGAGGAGCAAGAGUUAGACAAACUCUAAGAAAGAUGCAGGUUGCAGCAACACUUAUUCAGUCAUGCUAUAGAAGAUACAGGCAGCAAAUGUAUUUUAAUAAGUUAAAGAAGGCAACAAAAAUAGUACAGCAAAGAUACAGAGCAGUGAAGGCAAGAAACAAACAAUUUCAGAGGUAUAACCAAUUGAGGCAUUCUGCAGUACGCCUUCAGGCUACUUUUAGGGGCAUGAAAACUAGGAGACUUUUAAAAGUUAUGCAUUUAGCUGCCACCCUUAUUCAGAGGAGAUUUAGAACUGUGAUGAUGAGAAGAAAAUUCCUUUCUCUCAGGAAAACUGUUAUUUGGAUUCAGAGAACAUAUCGUGCAAAACUUUGUGGAAAGAAGCAUCACUUACAAGUCCUUCAGUUACGAAAGGCAGUUAUUAAGAUCCAGUCAUCAUACAGAGGGUGGGUGGUAAGGAGACAAAUGCAAGAAAUGCAGAGGGCUGCUGUUCUCAUUCAGGCGACUUUCAGAAUGCACAGAACAUUUGUUUCAUUUCAGACUAAGAAACGUGCCUCAAUUAUAAUUCAACAACAUUAUAGAACAUACAGAGCUGCAAAAUUGCAAAGAGAAAAUUUUAUCAGACAAUGGGAUUCUGCAGUGGUCAUUCAAGCUGCAUAUAAAGGAAUGAAAACAAGACAGCUUUUAAGGGAAAAACACAGAGCUGCUAUUAGAAUACAAAGCACAUACAAAAUGUGUAAGCAAUAUUGUUUCUACCAAAAGCUCCGGUGGGCUACAAAAGUGUUACAAGACAGAUAUCGAGCAAAUAAAAAGAAACAAAAAGCUCUUCAACCCAAUAUGUGUAAAGAAGAAACAAAUAGCAUUCAAGCAAGUUUUCAGGACAUCAACAUAAGGAAACAAACUCAGAAACAGCAUGAAGCUGCCAUUAUUAUUCAGAAGCAUUUCAAAGCUUUUCUCACAAGGAGACGUUAUCUCCACUUUAGAGCAACAGUAAUUUCUGUUCAAAGAAGAUACAGAGCAUUAACUGCAACAAGAACCCAAACAGUUACUUCUGUACAGUCUUCUUACAGAGGCUUUAAGGAAGGAGAGUAUCAUUCUCAAAGUGGGACUAUAGUAAUGAUUCAAAGAGAUCUUUGUGAUACAGUCACAAGAAAACUGGAAAUGCAGAAAUGUGCUGCCCUCCAAAUUCAGUCCUUCCUUCUGAUGGCUGUGUUUCGGAGAAGAUUUGUUCAGCAGAAAAGAGCUGCUGUCGCUUUACAGCGUUAUAUCAGGACAUGGCAAACCAGAAAGCAGUUUUUACUAUAUAGAAAAGCAGCGGUCAUUUUACAAAAUCACUACAGAGCCCGUCUAUCUGCAAAACACCAAAGACAAGUCUAUUUGCAAAUCAGGAGGAGUGUUAUUAUAAUUCAAGCUAGAAUCAAAGGAUUUAUACAGAAACAGAAGUUUUAUAAAAUUAAAAGCAGCACCAUAAAAAUUCAGGCUAUAUGGAGAAGAUAUAAAGCUAAGAAAUAUUUAUGUAAAGUGAGAGCUGCCUGCAAGAUUCAAGCCUGGUAUAGGUGUUGGAGAGCACGCAAUGAAUAUUUAGCUGUAUUAAAAGCUGUUGAAAUUAUUCAAGGUUGCUUCUAUGCCAAACGGGAGAGAACACGGUUUUUGAAGAUGAGAGCAUCAACAAUUAUCAUUCAGAGAAAAUGGAGAGCUAUACUUUCUGUUAGAAUGGCUCAUGAGCACUUAAUGGCAAAAAAACAUCGUGCUGCUUGUCUGAUCCAAGCACAUUUUAGAGGACAUAAAAGAAGACAGCUCUUUCUUCAGCAGAAAUCUGCUGUUUUGAUCAUACAAAGACAUAUACGAGCCUGGGAGGCUGGGAAAUGUGAAAGAAUAAAAUAUCUUGAAUUAAAAAAGUCUACAGUUAUUCUACAAGCACUAGUGCGUGGCUGGUUAGAAAGGAGAAAAAUUUUAGAACAAAGAGCCAAAGCUCGGCUCCUUCACUUCACAGCAGCUGCAUAUUAUCACCUGUCUGCUCUUAGAAUUCAAAGAGCAUAUAAAGUUCACAUGGCUAUGAAGAAUGCUAACAAACGGGUUAAUUCAGCCAUUUGUAUUCAGGUCAGUUUGUCUUUUGCAGAAAAAAGAUUUAUUGAGAAAUAUUAUAGCAUCAUAAAAAUUGAGCAUGAAGUUCAAGAAUGUAUGAACCAGAAAAAUAGGGCUGCAUCAGUAAUACAGAAAGCAGUACGUCACUUUCUCCUUCGCAAAAGACAGGAAAAAUUUAAUAGUAGAAUCACUAAACUUCAGGCAUUAUGGAGAGGCUACUCUUGGAGGAAGAAACAUGAUUGUACAAAAAUUAAAGCUAUACGGUUAAGUCUUCAGAUGGUUAAUAGGGAGAUUAGAGAAGAAGAUAAACUCUACAAAAGAACCACACUUGCACUUCAUUAUCUUUUAACGUAUAAGCACCUUUCUGCCAUUCUUGAGGCCCUAAAACACCUCGAGGUUGUUACCAGAUUAUCUCCACGUUGUUGUGAGAACAUGGCUGAGAGUGGAGCAAUUUCUAAAAUAUUUGUUUUAAUCCGAAGUUGUAAUCGUAGUGUUCCUUGUAUGGAGGUCAUCAGAUAUGCUAUACAAGUUUUGCUUAAUGUAGCUAAGUAUGAGAAAACUACUUCAGCAGUUUAUGAUGUAGAAAACUGUAUACACACAUUGUUGGAGCUUUUGCAGAUGUACCGAGAAAAGCCUGGUGACAAAGUUGCAGACAAGGGUGGAAGCAUUUUCACAAAAACUUGUUGUUUGUUGGCUGUUUUGUUGAAGACAACAAACAGAGCCUCUGAUGUACGAAGUAGUCCCAAAGUUGUUGACCGCAUUUAUAGAAGAAUGACAAUGAGCGAACAGAUUAAUGAACUUAAGCCGGAUUGGGUUUUAAGAAGAGAUAGUAUAGAAGAAAUCACAAAUUCUCUGCAAGCUAUUCAAAUGGUGAUGGAUACACUUGGCAUUCCUUAUCAGUAAAUAAAAACAUUUUCAGUGUGUACAGUAUAAAGAAAUAUUAAUGCUAAUCAUGAAUAUGUAAAGUGCUUUUUGCUUUCUAUGUACAACUUCUAAAAUCUGACUUUGUAUUAAAAAUAAAUAUGUAUAUUACAAAUAA